AUGCACCAAAGAGGAGUCUCUGGGCACGCUAAGCCUCAUUUGGCAUCAGUGGGUCUCCCCAGCCGAACCUUUAGUCCUCCGCUUUGGACCACAACGACUCUGCACUUCAUCGUCGAGGCAGUCGCCCUCGCAACCGAAAUAGCGCCCUCUUUCCUUGCUUUCCUUACCUCCGAUCGAGCAAGCGGCCGACACCACAUGAGAAGCGAGAACGCGGCUACCCGACGCGAUACUUAA
Molecule: messenger RNA, 234 nt
Organism: Colletotrichum siamense
Lineage: Eukaryota; Fungi; Ascomycota; Sordariomycetes; Glomerellales; Glomerellaceae
Exons: 3
Coding region: 1-234 (77 amino acids)
Source: RefSeq, a predicted model, not a curated record